UUUCUGGGGAAAAAAGAGAAAAUUCCUUUUCCGGUUUCCUGCUUUACGUAUGACGUAAUCGCGUUCAAUGGGUGUCUCGCGCGCGGGAGUUUUGUUUGUGGAUCAGAGGAGGGCAGACAGGACAAAGCAACAGGAGUCAUGGCGAUGAGGAGCGAAGCUCGGGUUGAGGCUGCGGCGGCGGUGGAGGAGGAGGAGAACUUUGGGCCACAGCCCCUCAGCAGACUGGAGCAGUGUGGAAUCAGCUCCAGCGACAUCAAGAAGCUGGAGGACGCGGGCUUCCACACCAUCGAGGCCGUGGCAUACGCUCCCAAGAAGGAGCUGCUCAACAUCAAAGGCAUCAGCGAGGCCAAAGCGGACAAGAUCCUGACUGAAGCUGCCAAACUGGUGCCGAUGGGCUUCACCACAGCCACAGAGUUCCACCAGAGAAGGUCGGAGAUCAUCCAGAUCUCCACAGGAUCCAAGGAGCUGGACAAACUCCUGCAGGGUGGGAUUGAGACAGGCUCCAUCACAGAGAUGUUCGGGGAGUUUCGCACGGGGAAGACGCAGCUGUGCCACACCCUCGCCGUCACGUGUCAGCUGCCCAUCGAUCAAGGGGGAGGAGAAGGGAAAGCCAUGUACAUCGACACCGAGGGGACCUUCAGACCAGAGAGGCUCCUCGCCGUGGCCGAGAGGUACGGUCUGGUGGGCAGUGACGUUCUGGACAACGUGGCGUACGCCCGCGCCUUCAACACAGACCAUCAGACCCAGCUGCUGUACCAAGCUUCAGCCAUGAUGGCAGAGUCCAGGUACGCCCUGCUGAUCGUGGAUAGCGCCACCGCUCUUUACAGAACCGACUACUCGGGCCGAGGAGAGCUGUCGGCCCGGCAGGGGCACCUGGGCCGGUUCCUGCGCAUGCUGCUGCGGCUGGCAGACGAGUUUGGUGUUGCCGUAGUGAUAUCCAACCAGGUGGUGGCUCAGGUGGACGGGGCGGCCAUGUUUUCUGCAGAUCCUAAGAAACCCAUCGGUGGGAACAUCCUGGCGCACGCCUCCACCACGCGGUUAUAUCUGAGGAAAGGUCGAGGGGAAACCCGGAUCUGCAAGAUCUACGACUCACCCUGCCUGCCUGAGGCCGAGGCCAUGUUCGCCAUCAACGCCGACGGUGUGGGCGACGCCAAGGACUGAGGAGCAGGAGGACGCUGGGAAAUCUGACCUCGUCAGCAUUUAGGAACUCGCAUGUUUUCUCUUUCUGUUAAAUAUUUCUGUACGCAUUCUAUAAAAACUCGUCUCAUCCAUCUGUACAUAUACUUUAAAUUAAAUUUAUUUUAUAAUUAAAAGACAA
Molecule: messenger RNA, 1318 nt
Organism: Oryzias melastigma (Indian medaka)
Lineage: Eukaryota; Metazoa; Chordata; Actinopteri; Beloniformes; Adrianichthyidae
Gene: rad51
Product: RAD51 recombinase
Exons: 10
Coding region: 139-1161 (340 amino acids)
Biological process (GO): reciprocal meiotic recombination; mitotic recombination-dependent replication fork processing; double-strand break repair via homologous recombination
Cellular component (GO): condensed nuclear chromosome
Molecular function (GO): DNA strand exchange activity; single-stranded DNA binding; double-stranded DNA binding
Source: RefSeq, a predicted model, not a curated record